AUGCCUUCGACCACCGCUGUUUUGACGGCACCAGUGGAGCUGCCCCCUCCCUCGGGGCUUCGAUCUCUGACCCCAACACUGGUUUACGAUGUAACCAAAUCCAAAGAUGAGCGCCGACAAACCCUACAUGAACUACUCAUCAAAGGCCACGAUAGCAUGGCACCGCUUCGAGAACCGAAGUUGAUUCUUCAUAGCCAUCUUCCGCAUCUCCUUGGAUCUGGGUAUAUUCUGGGCGCCAGCAGCAAGCAGUUGAAGGAACUCUAUGAACACGAAAUCAAAACCCUAGUGCGGGUUGAUGAUACAUCUGUCCGGGGUAACAGCAUUUCAAAGAAUGAAUGGAGGAAAUUUCUUGGACAGAAAUCUUACACCGUUGCGUAUGUCGACUUUUUCGAUAGUGAAGUCAAGAUGAACAACGGAGACUGGAAAGCCGUGUUACAGCAGUAUCUAUUUUCUGGAGCAGAACCGCUUGUCAACGGUCUGGUCGGAGGCCUCGGCCAUCCAUUCAUCCACCUCGCCUAUGCAUGGGAGCUACAGAGCCCGACAGUAGCCACUGAAGGUUUGAGCUUAGGAUGUACUGAAUACAUUCCUCUCCAUGGAAUUCUCGACCGUGCUCCUACCGACAACUCGUCAUAUAAGUCGAGUAAUAUUGCAGAAGUCCUCAGCCGUGUCCAAGCUGAUAAGCGCCUUGACGGUUUGUUUACUAAGCCCGGCAUCACAAACAUUGAUAUUCUACUGGAAAAACGCUACAGCGUCCUAUUGGAACACUGGAAUGCAUGGGAAGUGACUGAUCCCUUGAAGCAGCUAGAACAGUGUUGCGAUCUAUCGUUACUUUUGGGGAUUGGGACAGGCAACGGAGCUGGGCAAUAUGAUUUCUACCUGAUCCACACCAUGACUGUCGCGCAAGCUAUUCGGGUACUGUGGCAUUUCAUUCCUGAAGAGCGACAUGCUUCUAUUCUCAAGCAAUAUGCUCUUUUCCUUCUCCUGAUCUAUGUUUGCCAGAUGAAGCCAGAAUUUCCCACCGAAAUCAUUCAGUGCAUUGAUUCCAUUGACCUAGGUGGUCAUGACUGGUCUUGGGUAAUGGCGCAAGCGUUGGAACACCGCUGGGCCAAGGAUUCCCAUUUCUUCAAGGUCGCGCGUGCUCCAAAGGCAUUCGAGGACACUUUCGGAAAAAAGAGUGAUCAUUAUUUGAAGGCUUCGGUGAAAUUUAUUUCUGAAUUUAAUGGAUGGAAUGGGUUUGGAGAAGGUGUUGCAGGCUAUCUUCCCGAUCGGGAUGGCUUUCAUCCCGACAAGGAAUAA
Molecule: messenger RNA, 1296 nt
Organism: Penicillium cosmopolitanum
Lineage: Eukaryota; Fungi; Ascomycota; Eurotiomycetes; Eurotiales; Aspergillaceae
Product: questin oxidase family protein
Exons: 4
Coding region: 1-1296 (431 amino acids)
Molecular function (GO): oxidoreductase activity
Source: RefSeq, a predicted model, not a curated record